Molecule: messenger RNA, 4394 nt
Organism: Anolis sagrei ordinatus
Lineage: Eukaryota; Metazoa; Chordata; Lepidosauria; Squamata; Anolidae
Source: RefSeq, a predicted model, not a curated record
UUCCUCUCCCCUCAAAGCCCAUGAACCCUUGCUCUCCUGCAUGCCUAAAGGAUCUUUCCUCCCCUGCAUGGACCAUGUCAGAAAUGGCAGAACCCGUUACUUGUGAGAAGUUCGAGGCCAAUGUGUUUGCCAAGAGCCGCUGCCAGAACUGUUUCCGAACAGUCGCUGCGCACCAGUGUGGUAACCAGGAAGUGAAGGAACAAGCCGUGAAAACACUUGACUUUGCUGCGGAUAGCAAGGAGUCCAGUCCCUGUGACCCAUGGGACCCACUGUGCAUUUUGGUGCCCCAGUGUGAACUCUACGUCUGUGUGGGCUCCGAGGACAGAACUGAGAGCUGGCAGGAAAGUUUGGAGUACACUCAGCUUAGCUGCAAAGCUGAAGAGGAAACUGAAGAAGCCAGUCCUUGUCCUGAUGCCAACACUCCUCUUGGCAUUGAGACAGACACCAAUGACACGCUUCCCACGGACUGGGAAAUGACCAGACUUCUUGACAGCAUUUUGGGAUCUGACAAAGAAGACAUGAUGUACUAUGCAGGCCAGAAGCAAGCAGUACAACCUGAAAGCCUUCCCUCUGAUAGACCUAGAUGGGCUGAGGCAACAUCAUCUGGCAGAACAGAAUCCAAGAGUCGUCUGAAAACAGAAUGCAGAACUAUGAGCCAGGACGAUGGGGACAGUAAGAGGAAACGUCAAGCUGAGAGCAGCUAUUUCUCUCUGGAGCGUCAGAAGUCUGACCCACCUCGGGCAUCAUCGCCAUCCGCUGCGGGACGUAGUACCUUACCUGUCCAUGGCAGUGCCAAGGCAGCAGGUGGAAUGCCCGCUUCCUCUGUUAGCUCAGCAGACUCAGACAUGAGCUGGAGGACAAGUGGCAGCCACGAAAGUCGGCAUGGACUGAUGAGGCAGGAGUACACGGUGUUGGCAGACGUACCUAAGACAAAGCGGCUCAACCAUCGGCAGGCAUUUGAGAAAGACCGCAGCAGCUCCCGCACCCAAAGUCCUGGCCGAGCAGAGGUGGAACGCAUCUUUGGACUUGAGCGCAGGAAGUCAGAGACCCUGGAAGCGUUCCAAGCCCUGGAGGAAGGGCUCUUAGAGCGGCUGGACAGUAAGAGCUUGAAGCUGGCCAAGGAGGGGCGGCUUGUGAGGAGGAAGUCAAGCCCUACACUGCGCAAAGAACCUCUUCCAGCAAACAAGAAACUGCUUUGGGAGUCUGGACAGCCCAGUAAAAGUGGAGGAGAAUCGCUGCGCUCAGGGAGACAGACUCAGAGACCUGAGAGAACAGGUCGGAGCCAAGGCGAGUCUCUACGCUCGAGGAGUCCAGCUCAACAGCCUGAGAGAGAGAGCCGGAGCAGAGGAGCAGGGGUCCAACAUCCGGCAGCUCCGCUCUCUCAACGGGCAGAGAAGAAGAGACCAGAGGAGCCUGUGCGAACCACGAGAGUCCCCCUUUGUUCUGGGAGGCAAACAGAUAGUGGUCGGAAAAGCCACCCAGAGAGUGUGCACCUCAAGGUCUCCAGCAAGACCCCAGAGACCAAAUGGAAGACCUGCCUGGAUGUCUUGCACGUGACCAAACCUACAAAGAGUGUAGACAAGAGUCAGGUGAGUCACAUGAGGCCACUUGAGAGAUACAAAGAGAGUGACCGCAAGGCCAGGGGCAAACCUUUGCUCCCUGUAGAUACAAGUGAGAGGGUGAGAGAAGAUUCUAGAGACUGCCAAGAAGCCACACGGGCUUUGAGCCCAGGGAGGGGAGCAGCAGCCAGAGAGAAAACUGGGCAAGCACCAAGUCCUCCAAGACACAGAGAGGUUAGCAGGGGAACCCAAGGAGGGACCAGGAGCACUGUCAACUCAGGGAGAGACCUAGGGGUCACUUUGAAAAGUCAUAGAGAUGCCGGAGGUAUGUUCAGUCAUGGACGAUCUAGUGGUGGAAGCCAACAAGAGUCCAGGCGCUCCCUCAGCCCUGGGAGAUGUAGGGAAAGCAAUUGGAAGAACCUUGAGGAGGCAAGACACUCUCCCAGUCCGGGUAGGCUAAUGGAGGGUAUUUGUGCGUGUUCGAGUCAAGGAAGGUGCUGUGCUUUUUCAGAGCUGUAUGCAGAGAACAACUGGAAGAGCCAAAGGGAGGCGGUGGCUGCAAGGAAUCAAAGUGACUGGCCAAGCAAGGAGACACUGAGCUCUUUCACGCAUAGCAUGAAGGAGAGCAGUGCGUGCAAGUAUUGCAAUAAAUCCUUCUUCCCCACAAGUCUGCCAGUCCCCGAGCAGAGGAGGACUGGCCAAGAACAACUCCCUUGUUCCAUGAGACCAGAAAGUAGCUCCAGAAGCCAAGAAGGGUCCUUGUGCCAUGUGCAUCCAAUGCAGCUCUUAGAAAGGGAGUGGCCAAGCCAAGGGGAACAGCAGCACACUACAACACCAGGACAGCUGCCAGUGGAAAGUAACUGGAGAACCCACAAGGAUCCGCCAGGAUGGGUGGAGGAGGAGCACCAGGAGGAGCAGAGAAGUCCUAUGAGACCAGAAUUACAAAUGGACAACAGCUGGAACAACGAGGAGAAGCUCCUCUACCAGCACCAGUUAGAUGGAGGUGAACCACCAAAAAGUACCUGCUCUCCAAGAAGUCACGACCCUUAUCUGGAUACAAGCAAGAAACACAAGCCAGAUCUUCUCAAUUUCAAGAAAGGAUGGAUGUCCAUAUUGGAUGAACCAGGCGAGUGGACGAAGCACUGGUUUGUGCUGACAGACUCAAGCUUGAGAUAUUACAGGGACUCCAAUGCUGAAGAGGCAGAUGACCUGGAUGGGGAGAUUGACCUGCGCUCUUGCACCGACGUGACGGAGUAUGCAGUGCAGCGGAACUAUGGCUUCCAGAUACAUACUAAAGAUGGUGUCUUCACGUUAUCUGCGAUGACAUCAGGAAUCCGCCGGAAUUGGAUUGAGGCUCUGAGGAAAAGUAUACGCCCUACCAGCGUGCCAGAUGUGACAAAGCUAUCUGACUGCAAUAAGGAGAACUCCUUCCGUGGCUACAGUUCCCCCAAGAGCUCCAUCCGGCCUGAGGAGCAGCGGCCCAGCGUAGGAUCUGAGGCCAUAAGCAGGGGCAGCCACAGGAAAGCAGAUGUGCAGCACCAUUCCUUUGACUACGUGGAAUUGUCCCCCUUGCAGCAAGGGUCCCAGCUGAGCCAUGGGUCCCCCCAGCGAACAAGAGGGAGCGCAAGAGCAACGGAAGCUGGAGUUGGCAAACGCGAGGACCUGGAGCGGGACCUGGCCUUGCGCUGGGAGGAAAGGCGGAAAUGGUUUGAGUCUCCAGCCAGUGGGGUCUUGCAGACAGAUGGUCCGGCAGGGGAUAUCUCCCAAAAGGGGCAGGAACCCCCAGGCCCUGCUCUCUCAGAGGCUCAGAAGGGUCGGCUGAGUGAAGAGAUUGAGAAGAAGUGGCAGGAGCUAGAGCGCCUCCCCCUGAAGGACUCCAAGCGGAUCCCACUGAUGGCAUUGCUGAACCAAGGCAAAGGAAACCAAGGGGAGAAAAAUGAAGCUCUGGAGAAAGAGGUUCAGGUCCUGAGGUCACAACUGGAGUCAUUUCGUGCCCAUAAUGUGGCAAAAUCUCACAAAGACGGGCAGGUUCCUCGAGGCUACAUCUCUCAGGAGGCCUGUGAACGCAGUUUAGCUGAGAUGGAAACGUCCCACCAACAAGUCAUGACAGAGAUGCAGCGGCACCAUCAGCGCGAAAUGGAGCGGUUACAGCUGGAGAAACAGCGACUUCUGUCAGAGGAGGCGUCUGCCACUGCUGCAGCUAUUGAAGCACUGAAAAAGGCACACAGAGAUGAACUGAAUAAAGAGCUGAGCAGAACACGCAGUUUCCAGAAGAGCGGUUCAAAUGCAGAUAUACUCCAGCAACAGCAUCGGUCUGAUGUAGAAGCCAUGAAGCGGGAACUGCAGGUCCUUUCUGAGCAAUAUUCCCAGAAGUGCCUGGAGAUUGGGGACCUCGUGCACAAGGCGGAAGAGCAGGAGCACAUGCUGCAGCGCUGCCAACAAGAGGGAAAGGAACUACUACGGCAAAACCAGGAGUUACAGAGGCGACUGUCAGAGGAGAUUGGACAGUUGCGGGCAUUCAUCACAGCACAGGCUUCGGGUGAUGGCUCUUCACACAACAAUGAGAGGAAUUCUUGUGAACUAGAGGUGCUGCUUCGAGUGAAGGAAAAUGAACUCCAGUACCUGAAACAAGAAGUCCAGUGUCUUAGAGAGGAAAUUCAAAUGAUGCAAAAGGAUAAGAGGUUUGCAUCAGGAAAAUACCAAGAUGUCUACGCAGAGUUGAACCACAUCAAGCGGCGGUCAGAGCGAGAAAUUGAACAGCUGAAGGAGCACCUGCGCCUGGCCAUGGCAGCCCUCCAGGAGAAAGAGAUGAUGCACAACAGUAUCGGUCAGUAG